AUGGAUGACAUCACCUUCCUUCAGCAACUUGCUAGAAGCAACAGCUCGUACAACGAAGGUAUCCCGGGCGAGUUAUCCGACCCCUUUGUUGACUCGGAUCCUUCGCCGUCACCACAACCGGCACCCACUCCCGCGAGCAUCAAAUAUGCUCCCGUGUUAGACAGGGGCGAUGGGUUUGAGUCAGAGCCCAUCGUUAGCAAGCACUUCCCCAAGCCCCCCAGCCUCCAGUCGGUACCCACCCAAACCCACGAAAACAACGCGGCCACCAACACCAAUGACAGCAACCGUGUCAAGCUCCCGGUUUACAUCACCGCCCUAAUCACGGCACGGUCUCAGCCAACGGUCGCUCUCACCACUCAAAAGCCCAUUUUCUUCCGAGAAGAGUUCGGCGAUGAGACCGACACCGACGAGAACAACAGCGACUCGGACGGAGGGUAUCUCCCGCCCCGCGGGAGAGCCCUUAUGAACCCCAGCUCUAUCCCUAGCCCCACCUCAGAUCCAAACACCGGCAACGGCACAGGCUCAAGCUCGCGGGACUCCGACUACGAUGCCGGAUCGGAAGACAACAACGAGUGGGAGGAGGAGUUGGGUGGGGGGGGUUACAACGGCAGUGUGGGAUCGAAAUCGGACUCCCUGCUGGUGAUCGAGGGCGAAGACCAAGAAGAGCGCGAGGAUGGCAAACCCAAGGCCAAGUCCCGAAAGAGGUGCGGUCUCAUCCGCUGCCUCAAGAGGAAUUUCACCAGGUCCAUCAAAACCUGGAACACCUUCGUCCGUCGAUUCCAGUCAAAAGGAAAGCCAACAUGA
Molecule: messenger RNA, 804 nt
Organism: Dichotomopilus funicola
Lineage: Eukaryota; Fungi; Ascomycota; Sordariomycetes; Sordariales; Chaetomiaceae
Exons: 1
Coding region: 1-804 (267 amino acids)
Source: RefSeq, a predicted model, not a curated record